Anastrepha obliqua is the source of this 858-nucleotide messenger RNA. RefSeq lists its product as uncharacterized. The record is from RefSeq and is a predicted model, not a curated record. Lineage: Eukaryota; Metazoa; Arthropoda; Insecta; Diptera; Tephritidae. Bases 146 to 469 code for a protein of 107 amino acids. The transcript has 2 exons.
UUGUGAAUUUCGAUCGCUCGACGCAUUUACAAUAGAUAAUUUUUUCUCAGCUGAUACAGCAAAUCAAAAUAAAAGAACAACCGAUUGUGUUGAAAUUCUUUGCUAACAUUAUUAUUAAAAGUUAAAAAAAGUAUUUUUUGUGAAAAUGAUUACAACGGAGUUGUGGUUCCACGAUUCAUCGGACGAUGAAAGAUUAGUGAAACUAGCUAGAAGUAGUAAACAGUUCAGGGGCGCAUCCAACCCCCUAGAAAUGGCUCCCACUGAAUUUUUAAAGAACUUUAGAUUAUCUAAAGAGGCGUUUGUGAACCUACUGUCCAGUACAGAAAACCAGUUGCAGCAGUGCACCCGAGCCAAAUCCAUUCCAAAUAUGUUAAAGCUAGCCACAGUUCUGCGAUUUUGUGCUCAGGGAUCGUACCAAUUGAGUAUUGGUAAUGAAGGUAUGCUAGGACUUGCUCAACCCACUGUGUAGGAUGAUGCUGAAGAUAUUGAAGUGGAGUCAAAUAACGGAGAAGUAGAAAACAUAAGAAAUGAAAUUUUGAGAAUAUUAUAGAAAAAUCUAAAAAGUAUUAAAUAGAAACCCUUACGCCACAGUUUCUGUUUUAUUGUUGUUAUAAACUUUCUGUAUUCAAUUAUUCGUCAUUCGAAAAAAAUAUGUAUUUCAGUUCCUCUACGUAUUUCAGCCCAUACCUGCCAAGGGAAAAUAAAGGCCCCUAUUAUGAGUUGCAUUCGAUCUUCGAUAUUCGUUGGUUGUCGAAGAUCGAAAAUCGAAUGUCAAUUUGGUAUUAUGAGCGGUGCAGCCCUGUCGAAAUUUUCGUUGAAUACCGAAUUUAGAGUCGAAUGCAAUUUUGCUUUCGACUG